UGUGUUGAAUAUAAUUUUAUUACAAUAAUAAUAAUUGAUAUACUUUCAUUAAGUAUUCAAAAUGUCGUCAUAUACCUCGAGAAACGCGCCUGCGGCUCCGGCGGUAGACAUCGCGCGCACAGUUGACUGUGUUUCGAUUUUAGUGACUAUUGUAUGAUUUCCAAAGUAAACCUAACAUAACACCAAAUUUUCUGAUUUACAAUGUAUAAAAAUUUUUUUUAAUUUGUCGCGGGUCUAUUUUUGGCAUCUCGUUGCCGAUGAUUAUAGUAUACUAAAUUGUUUUUCACAAUGAACUCACAAUUCCGUACGAGAACAAAAAAUCGUCGUCCUUGUGGAACAACACAUGCAUAAGCCGGGGGAAAUUUGUGAUUUUAGGAGUAUAAACACCGACGUGAAGAUGUUUACAAUCUUAAAAAAACGUCACGCUGACGAAAACAAUUUGCAAUUUUAACAAAAUGCAAUCGCGCACGUUAUCAGCGUCUUUCUGAGCCUUCCAAAAAUAUCAAAAGGGAUGGGGUUCGACCACGAAUUUAUUAAUAUGUUUGUCAAGUUUCUAAUCUACAGCCUUAGUAUAUAUAAUUUAUCUGUAAAAUCCAGAUUUAUUCAUGGCUUGUUUAAACCCAAUUAAAAAGGAUUUCGCAGUUAAAUUAAGGAAAGUAAUUUUAAUUUACUCAGGAACAUUAAUCGGACUCGGAAGCGAAAGUAGAAAACUAUGCAUUGUUGCAAAGAACGGUGUGUCAGAAACAGUCGAUGCUGAUGAUUGCCACAAACAUGAAGAUUGUUGUAAAACUGAGGAAGGAGAAAGUGCAGUUUGUUACGCUCAAGUUGACGCAGAAAAACUUACGGCAGAAGCUUCAAAGGCUGGAAAUGUCGACGAUACUGAUGAUUUGUAUGAAAAAGCUAUGAAAAUGAAGAAAGACAGCGCAAGAUUUCUUCGUUUACCAUCACCAGCAUUUCCUCAAAUUAUUCCAUUUCCAGCAAGUUGUAAACUAACACCGAAUGAGCCUUACGUUCUUGAUCCACCAGUUGAUAUUCCUUAUUGUAUCAGAAUCCCAUGUUCAGUCGACAAUGCAGCACUAGACACCGAUCCUAAUCUCUGUAGAUCACAACCUGGUUGUUAUUUUGACAAAGAAUUGUUUGAUUUCCGAAAAGUUUUUGGACCACGUAUUUUUCCAGAAGUUCCAGUUUGUCAUAUAGCAAUAAGAAAUGCUCUUUUUCAACAAAAAGCUCAAUUAGUCGUGAAAGAGCACCGAGUAUGGAAUCCUUUCUUCACAAACUGCAUUCUUAAAAGAAUUCUCACUAUUGAUGAGCCAACGAAAAGGUUGCGAACUUAUUCCAUUUUUUGACGUUUCUCACGUUAGUUUCCAAUUAGCCGGAUGGAAAGAUAUUACUUACAGAGAAUGUUCGUUGAUUGAUGGAUGUUUUAGAUACGGAUCCGGUUGUUAUUAUUCAAUUGUCAGGGUCAAAUCAAGUCCAUGCAGUCCUCCAACAGUUCCUCAGUUAGCUUCCAGCAGUAACUGUCCGUAUAAACCAUUCCCCUUUCCAAUAUUGGCUCCUCUUAAAGGAAGAUUCGACGGAUGUUGCGAGGUUAAUUUGUGUUAUCUUUCUAAAUCGGAGAUCUCAAAAAUGUAUUCUGGACCAUCUCUUAAGUCUUAAUUAUACUGAAUGGGACCUGUUUUCGUCCUGUUCAGUUACAUGUGGAGUUGGGCAAAAGCGCCGAUCUAGGAAAUGCAUUAGUGAGGAUGAAAGCAGAUGCACAGAACCUUUGGUUGAAGUAAGCACAUGUAAAGAGCAACCUUGCUCUUCAUGAAUUUAUGCAUAAGAUUGAUAUUCAAAUUUCGAUUUAAACUGCUUAUUCAAAAAUUUGUGCUUUCUUACUUAUUGCUAUAGUUCGUAAUCGCAUAAUAAAUACUGCUAAU
Styela clava is the source of this 1919-nucleotide messenger RNA. The record is from RefSeq and is a predicted model, not a curated record. NCBI's taxonomy places the organism in Eukaryota, Metazoa, Chordata, Ascidiacea, Stolidobranchia, Styelidae.